Molecule: messenger RNA, 5093 nt
Organism: Callorhinchus milii (elephant shark)
Lineage: Eukaryota; Metazoa; Chordata; Chondrichthyes; Chimaeriformes; Callorhinchidae
Gene: oclnb
Product: occludin b
Exons: 19
Coding region: 576-3971 (1131 amino acids)
Biological process (GO): bicellular tight junction assembly
Cellular component (GO): bicellular tight junction; cytoplasmic vesicle; apical plasma membrane
Source: RefSeq, a predicted model, not a curated record
GGGGGGGGGGGGCAGUGAGGGUUUGGGAGCGACAUGGCUGGUGUGGAGGCCGGGAUGCUUAACCGAAGUACAAUACAGGGUUUCGUUUCGUUUUAUGGGUGGAGGUGUUAAGAGUUCAGAGUGGGUUUGUUGGUCUGUUGCUUCGUGCCCUUGAAAUUUUCCACUUUGGAAUUGACUCUCCAAAACAGCUGGGCUGGCUUUUAAUGUAAUAGCACGGAAAUCUAAAUUUUAAAAAUAGACUUUGCUCUGCACUAAAAUGACAUGACUCCUGGUGCAACUCUAAGUUGUGUGAAAUGGAUGGCUACAGAUUCAAAUUGUACUAGGCUGCUCUUUCUACUAUAGUCGAAUCGCCUGCUAACACCGUGUCUCGGUGUAUACGUGACAGAUUGUUAUUUAGGUGGAGGGUCUUUGGAACUGGACAUCAUCAACAGGCAGCACCUUUUAGGAGAGGACAAGAGCUGAAAUGCAAAAAUUGUUAAUGCAAGAGUUUGAGACUUUGAAAUCCAAACAUUACAAAUUCAGCUUGGUGAUGCCAGAACUGCUGAGUGGCAGUGUGAGAGGGAAAUUAAGUAUCAAUGUCUUCGGGAGCAUCUUCAGGUCAGAGAUCUAGAGCUUUUCAAGUGGCUCAGAGAAAUCGUGAACCAGUACCCCAUUAUGACGAGGUCCCACGUGAGAUUAGGUCAUUCGAUCCAUAUCUUCAGGGUAACCUAACUUCACCAGAGCCUAGAUUUCUACAUGACUGUGAGUUGGCAACCAGUGCAGACCCACUGCCACCACCUCCGCUACCCCUGCAGCCUGCUGUCGGCCCCGAAUUCUACUUGCCUGAAGAUGACGACCCAGUCACUUCUCUAGAGUUGAAACCAGUCCGACGAUUUAUCCCAGAUUCUGUGAAGAACUUCUUCAAAGCUAAAAACGAUGAUCAACAAAAUGACAUGACUUCUACCAAUUACAUAAGUGAUGGAGUGGAGUGCUCCCCACCAGCCUCUCCUACUGCUUCUGCGAAAGAGCUAUCCAAGAGCAAUCAGCACAGAUCGGCUGCCAAUUCCUACAUGGAUCCAUACGGGGGAUCCGGAGGAAGCUACAACUCGCGGAAAGAGGUCGAAGCCAUGCUUCCUCGAGACCCCUACGACUCACUGGAUCGUCAUACCCGCACUGUGCAGAGCUAUAGUGAGAAGGUGCAGGUGUACCACAUGAAGUAUUCUUAUAUGAAAUCUUGGGCUGGCUUAUUAAGAAUCUUAGCUGUAGUUGAACUGCUGUUUGGAGCCGCAGUUUUUGCCUGUGUGUCUGCUUAUAUACACAAGGACAAUGAAUGGUACAAUAUGUUUGGUAACUCCCGCCCAUAUGGUUAUGCUGCCAGCAGUUUGCAAGGAGGAUACUACUAUGACGGACCAAAAACUCCUUUUAUUAUUGUUGUUGCAGGCUUGGCAUGGGUAAUCACCAUUGUUUUACUUGUCCUGGGCAUGUCCAUGUACUAUCGCACCAUCCUACUUGACUCCAACUGGUGGCCUUUGACAGAGUUUGCGAUUAAUGUUGUCCUAUUCAUUCUCUUCCUGGCUGCUGCAAUAGUGUAUUUGAAUGAUAUAAACCGCGGCGGCCUUUGUUAUUACCCUCUCUUCAAUACUCCAUUAAAUUCCACGUUUUGCCGUGUGGAAGGAGGACAGACAGCUGGGGUCAUCUUCCUGUUUGUUACCAUGUUCCUGUAUCUAAUCAGUUCCAUCGUGUGCUUAAAGCUGUGGAGACAUGAAUCAAACAGGCAACAUCGGGAAGCGAUGGAACAAGAGAUGAGAAUGACGGAAACUGGAGCACCAAGGGUAACGCAUAAUGAUGCUCCUGUGAGAGAAGAGAGAUCGAUGGCAGCUGAUACGAACCACAAACAACUGAGACCUAUUGAAACCAGACCAGAGGUAAUGAGUGGCUACAUUCCUGCAGGGCAUAUUCCAAAACCACUUGUGAUGGCAGACUACAUAGCUAAGUACCCUACAAUUCGCUCACCUGAGGAGCGGGAAAGCUACAAGGCUGUGUUUAAUGACCAACAUUCAGAGUACAAAGAGCUUCACGCUGAGGUGCAAGCUGUAAUGAAGAAGUUCAAUGACAUGGAUGUCAUGAUGAGCAGACUACCUCGACACGCAGGGAACCAACAGGAAUACGAUCGGAUUGCAAACGUUUUUCAUGAGUAUCAGAAGAAAAAGAAUGAUCCUGCUUUCUUGGAGAAGAAAGAACGAUGUGAAUAUCUGAAAAGCAAACUCUCCCAUAUCAAGCAAAGGAUUCAAGAAUAUGACAAAGUUAUGGACUGGAAUGAUGGAUAUGAUGAGGAGACACCUUCAGCACAAGUGAUUCACCUCAAAGGAACAAGUGGCAGAGUCGCACUAAGUAAGUCACGGGGCGACAAGGAGAGGAGCAACUUAUAUCAUAUGUCGGGGAGGACAUUGGGCAGUCCCCCGCCCUACCACUCGGGCAGCGAGUACCACCAAGCUUCAGUCUAUGCACCAAGCAAGGAUAUGUAUGAUGGAGAGAUUGGAUCCCAACCUGCUGGCUCCUAUUAUCCAGAUGACACGCAGCACUAUUACAAAUGGACCUCCCCUCCAGGAAUCAUCAAAAUCUUAGCAGUUAUCAUCGUUGUGAUGAGUGUGGGCAUUUUUGCUUGUGUGGCCUCCACUUUGCCCUGGGAUAUGGACUAUUACGGAGGAGGGAUGGGAGUAGGAAAUGGGAUGGGGUAUGGGGGAUAUGGAUCUUAUGGGGGAGGUCAUGUUGGAUUUGGUUCUGGCACAGGCUAUGGAUAUGGCGCUGGAGUUGGUGCUUAUGGAUAUGGAGGUGGCUACACUGAUCCACGAGCUGCUAAAGGCUUCAUGAUUGCAUUGGCUGCAGUCUGCUUUAUAGGACUACUGGCUGUGUUUAUCAUACUUGUUUCCAGGGCUAAUUUUUCAAGAACAAGGAAGUUUUAUUUAAUUCUCAUCCUUGUGUGCACAGUCAUUGCUUUCCUGAAGUUUGUGGCUACAAUAGUCUACAUUAUGGGGGUCAACCCUACAGCUCAGGCUGCAGGAUCUGUGUUCUACAAUCAGCUAUUGAAUCUCUGCAACCAGUUCUAUAUCCCAUCUACUAGUGGAGUCUUCACAAAUCAGUAUCUCUACCAUUACUGUGUGGUAGAACCACAAGAGGCCCUUGCAAUAGUGAUGGGAUUCAUGAUUAUAAUAGCCCUGGGCUUGAUUAUUUUCUUUUCCCAUAAAACACGAAGUAAAAUCUUGAAAUAUGGCAAAGAAAACGUCUUGUGGGAUAGGAUUCCCAUGGCCGAGUCUGAUCCUAAUGUGGCGGAAUGGGUGAACAAUGUAUCUGGUAUUCCUGAGGAACUAGCCACAAAUGAUGACUAUCCAAAUAAAUUCAAUGGUUCCCUGAAUUAUCAACCUAGUAAUGACUACAGAAUGCCGCCAGAUGAUGUCCGAUCAACUCCAGUUCCUGAAGCUUUAUUGCCAUUGAUGAAGCAGCCACCACGUGCCAUGAACAGCACAGGGUCUGACGAAAGCAGACCAGCCCCCCAGCGCAGACCACCAAGGAAGAGGAGGCCAGGAAGAGCAAAAAGACCAGAGACUGAGGACUAUGAAACUGAUUACACCACUGGUGCAGAGUCCUGUGAUGAACUUGACGAUGUUGAUUUUGAAAGUCAGUACCCACCGAUCACAUCAGACCAGCAGAGACAAGACUAUAAGAGGGAGUUUGAUAAUGAUCUGCAGGAGUACAAACGCCUGCAGGCUGAACUGGAUCAAGUGAAUAAACAACUCUCGGACCUAGAUAAGCAAUUGGACAAGCUGCCCGAGGAGACUGAGGAAUACCAGGCUGCUGCUGAUGAAUAUAAUGCAUUAAAAGAAGUAAAGCAGUCUCCUGGUCAUAAAGCGAAGAAGCAGCAAAGCAAGCAACUUAAGUCUAAACUGUCUCACAUCAAGCAGAUGGUCAGCGACUACGAUAGCCAGAGAUCUUAAGUACAAAAAUGAGCGACAGGAAAUUCAAACCGAACAUUUAUUCCCACUGCAGAAUGACCUCUUGGGUUUAUUUCAUCAAUACAAUGCAACACACUUCGAUGGGCAAAAUACAAACUUGUGUGAUUAUUACUCUCCUACACUUUCACCAAAUCAUGUUUCUUGCCUUUUCAUGAGGUGUGGUAAGAGGGACAUUUUUAAAGAUAAUCAGAGACUGACCAACUUUUGCAGUAACUUGGAUUUUGUUACCUUGCGUAAUGUGUUCAAAGCUUGUAAAUAGCCACAAAUUAUGUGUUCUUUGUGUACUAAGUCCUUUGAUUUUAAGGUACGUAAAAUAGUAACGAAUGUCAUAAAUAUAUUUGCCAUAAACUCUGUACAUCAUGUAAAUUUCAAUAUUGAAAGUAAUAUGUAAUGCUUUGCCCUUAUAUGAUUUGGGGUUAAUUCCAUGCCAAACUUGUAGUCAUCUGCUAUGAGCAGAAUUGGUGGGAUUUUUCACAUUCCACUCAGGCAUCAAGAAUCUGUUGAUGUCGGAGUUGAUGAAAGAUGGAAGGUAACGAGAGAGAUUUAACUUGUUUUUAAGUUAUCAUUAAAAUGUUUGCGAAUGUUUGUAUAUGGAAUGAUUGAGCUACACAGUUUCCUUUAACAAGCUUUUGUAUAGGUUCAGAUGUGUCAUCUUAAUUUAAUGCAUGAUGCUAGUCAGCAGUGAUUUUAGGUUUCUGCCACAUUUUUAAGAAGUGUGCCAGGUGUACAAUGAGAAAUUGCACGGCAAUAGCCUUUGCAUGCAGAGAUCUUGCUAUUAAAGCAGUUUCUUGUUGUAAUUCUCUGAUCAAAGAUAUUUUUUUGUUUGUGGAUUUUUUUUAAUGUGGGAGUGUUCAUUUUAGCGCUGGUGCAAGCACUGUUGAUUUAUACUUGCAAGUAAAUUUGCAGAUCUCACUGUGAAACCAUGGAUACAAUGAGCGUUCAAAUUGUGUACUUUUAUAACUACCUUCUGUGUUUACACAUGCCACAUAGACCGAAGUUAUAAAUUUCUUUGUUUUUCUAUGUAUAACUUUGGUGUGGUGAUAUGCAUUUAUUACUUUGUUUUUUAAUCUUUUAACCAUUAAUUAAAUGCUCUUGUUUAUUCCC